UUCUUCUUCUACCCAUUUCCAGGGUUCUUUACUGCUGCAAAAUUGGAACUUUGGGGGUUUUCCCAGUUGGAGGACCAAAAGGACAACUUUGAUAUGUGCAGUCAAUCAAGAUGCCAAGCAAGCAGUAAAAGAUACUGUCCAGGUUGAUCUGCUCAAGGAUGACUCCAAACAAGUACAUGACAACAGUAUGGAAGUCUGGUCACAAUUUGCCAAGAGAGUUUCUGGUGAAUGGGAUGGAUUUGGUGCUGAUUUUAGCAAUGAAGGAGUUCUCGAAUACAAGUCCAUUCAGUUACUACCAACUGUUGGUUGUGAGGCUGAUGCUGCUACGCGUUACAGCAUAGAUGAAAGGAAAGUUGGAGGAGCUUAUACUGGAAUCACUGCCUUUGCUUACCAAUCCAGUGGUUCUUAUGUUGCCUUGUGGGACAAGAAAGAUGGCUUGUUAGAGUUGGAGUACUGCUUGAUUAGUCCACAAGAUUGUGAGUCUCGGGUUAGGAUCAUUCAGCACAUAAAUGUAUCAGAUAAUACAAAGAUGGUUCUGCAAAGUAUAAGAGUAUUUUGUGAGCAGUGGUAUGGACCAUUUAGAAAUGGUGACCAACUUGGAGGUUGUGCUAUCCGUGAUUCUGCAUUUGCUGCUACUUCUCCAUUGACUGCUUCAGAAGUUACUGGUGUCUGGCAGGGAUCUAAAGCUGUUGCAACUUUCGAUGAUUCGAACACUGGGAGCUUUCGGCCGCUUUUAGAUGAUCAAGUGUUGAACUCUGUCAGAGAUGGAGAUAACAACAUGUUACUUCCCAAGAAGAUCUGGUGUUCAUUGAGAGAAAGUAAUGAUGGUGGAACUUUGAGUGAAGUGGGAUGGAUCUCCGAUCAUGGCCGAGCAAUUACAUCAAGCUGCAUAUUCUCAAGCACUGCUAAGCUCAAGGAAAUCUCAUUGGCAUUAGAAACUAAAGCAGAAGAGAUAUAACCAUGGUGGUGAUCCAUUUUGGUUAAUAUGUUACAAAGUGGCAUUCAUUUUUAUAGACGACCAAUUUGUAGAAAGAAUUUGACUUUACUAUAUAAAAAGUAUACCAUGGGAUAGAU
Molecule: messenger RNA, 1074 nt
Organism: Arachis ipaensis
Lineage: Eukaryota; Viridiplantae; Streptophyta; Magnoliopsida; Fabales; Fabaceae
Product: glycerol kinase
Source: RefSeq, a predicted model, not a curated record